AUGGAGUCGAAAGCCCUUGUCUCACGUGGGCCCUUUAGCCAGGGCAAAUGGGCGAUAGAGAAGGUCCAGCUCCGCGAACUCAAGGACGACGAGGUCGUGGUAGAGAUCGUUGCAUCAGGUAUCUGCCAUACAGAUCUGCAUUGCGGCGAUACGCCUGACGAUGAAGGCGUCCCUGCUGUGUAUUAUCCAAGGGUAUUAGGCCAUGAGGGUUCUGGAUAUGUGACGGAAAUCGGCAAGACUGUAACCAAGGUCAAACCAGGAGAUCCAGUGCUUCUGUCAUUCUCGUACUGCGGCGAGUGCCAUGUCUGUAAAACAGGACCUCCUUCGCACUGCACGGCGUUCUUCGACAUCAAUUUCAUGGGUGAGCCCGCAUUCUCAGACCAACAAGGGGGAUCCAUCGGCGGCCGGUUCUUCGGACAAUCGAGCUUCGCAAAGUAUACAAUCGUCAGCGACAAAUCGGUGGUCAAUGUGGGCGGUCUGGGCCUGGCGCGCGAGGACCUGAAGCUCCUUGCUCCUCUGGGCUGCGGACUACAGACCGGAAGCGGCACCGUCAUCAACGUGGCCAAGGCCGGUCCCGAGGACGCUAUCGCCAUCGUGGGGAUGGGAGGGGUCGGCCUGGCAGCGGUCAUGGCAGCCAGGAAUCAGAAAUGUAAGACCAUCAUCGGCAUCGACAAGGUCGAGGCGCGUCUGGAGCUGGCAAAGUCGCUUGGCGCGACGCAUGUGUUCAACACCAGCACCAUGUCGGUGGAGCAGCUCGUGGCGGCCGUGAAGGAUGCUGCAGAUGGGCUGGGGGCGACCAUCUCCAUCGAUACGAGUGCCUACCCGCCGCUUGUCGCUGCGCAGGUCGAGUACACCAGAUAUAUGGCCAAGAUCAUCCAAGUCGGGACGGGCAUGCCCAAUGCCAAUCUGACGCUGCACAUGCAGAGCUUCAUGGUCAGCGGCAAGCAGUAUUUUGGCGCGGUGCAGGGCCAUAGCAGGACGAGCGAGUACGUGCCCAAGAUGAUCCAGUGGUGGAAGGAGGGGAUUUUCCCUGUCGAGAAACUGGUUCAGUUCUUUGAUUUUGAGGAUUUUGAGAACGCGGUGAAGGUAAUGGGACGGGGGGAUAUUGUCAAGCCUAUUAUGGUCUGGUAG
Molecule: messenger RNA, 1131 nt
Organism: Cryphonectria parasitica EP155
Lineage: Eukaryota; Fungi; Ascomycota; Sordariomycetes; Diaporthales; Cryphonectriaceae
Product: putative alcohol dehydrogenase
Exons: 3
Coding region: 1-1131 (376 amino acids)
Molecular function (GO): oxidoreductase activity; zinc ion binding
Source: RefSeq, a predicted model, not a curated record